Brenthis ino (lesser marbled fritillary) is the source of this 690-nucleotide messenger RNA. The record is from the annotation of a GenBank genome assembly. NCBI's taxonomy places the organism in Eukaryota, Metazoa, Arthropoda, Insecta, Lepidoptera, Nymphalidae.
AUGGAAACGUUUAUAGAAGGUGUUCGGCUACAACCCUGUUUAUGGAAUCCCCUGCAUCCAGACUAUCGCGAGAUGCACGUCAAAGAUGAGGCAUGGCAGUGCGUCGUCGAUCAUUAUAAAAACAGUUCUAUACCCAAUAUACAGGUAGCGAAAAUAGAAUGGAAGAAAUUACGUGAUAACCAUCGAGACGCCCUGAAGCGAGCUAAGCUUGGAAAAAAUAAAUUAUUGCCGGCUCAAAUCACAACGUGGAAAUACGCCAAAGCUAUGCAAUUUCUUGAACCACACAUGAAAUACAGAAUUACAGAAAACAUUGAGAUAGAUCCGCCCUCAGGGUCUACCAGUAGUAUAAAGAAUUCUGAACACGAUGUGUCUACAACAGAAAGCGCCGAUGGUCAACUAAUUGGAGCUCCACUAUCAAAACGUCGGUGUCUUGAAUGCAAAACUGAAAAUCGCCAAGAGUCAGAUGCGCUCGAGUCUUUCUUCAACUGUAUACUUCAAAGUACAAAAACUAUGCCACACUGGAUGCAAACCCAAGUGAAAAAAAAAAUAUUUGCGGUAAUCAUUGAUGCAGAAGAAUAUUUAUCUGGGGAAGAUAAAACACAAAGCGAAAGGGAACAUCUAGUUCUGCCGUUUGAAAAGAAAAUAAAAACGGAAAUGUUUACGGACGAUAGCUGUGACAAUGAAUACACG